Marmota monax (woodchuck) is the source of this 3968-nucleotide messenger RNA. RefSeq names its product solute carrier family 23 member 1 (gene Slc23a1). Gene Ontology annotation, cellular component: membrane. Lineage: Eukaryota; Metazoa; Chordata; Mammalia; Rodentia; Sciuridae. Bases 34 to 1938 code for a protein of 634 amino acids. The transcript is spliced from 15 exons. The record is from RefSeq and is a predicted model, not a curated record. Gene Ontology annotation, molecular function: transmembrane transporter activity. Gene Ontology annotation, biological process: transmembrane transport.
GCUAGGGACCUGGUUACAGAUUUACUUCGAACAAUGUCUGAUGCGUGGAGUAAAGUCCUUCUUGGCCUUCAUAAAGUCAUCCUCUUUUUCUCAGGAGCUUCUCAAACCUGUGCCCCAAACAUGAGGGCUCAGACGGAUCCCGAGGGCCGGACACAGCAUGAGUCUCCGGGCUCAACAGGAAAUUCCACCAGGGAUCCACAGAUGCCCCUGCCCACGGAGCCCAAAUUUGACAUGUUGUACAAGAUUGAGGAUGUGCCACCUUGGUACCUGUGUAUCCUGCUUGGCUUCCAGCAUUACCUGACAUGCUUUAGCGGCACCAUCGCUGUUCCCUUCCUCCUGGCCGAGGCACUGUGUGUGGGCCAAGACCAGAACAUGAUCAGCCAGCUCAUCGGCACCAUCUUCGUAUGUGUGGGUAUUACCACUCUCAUCCAGACCACACUGGGCAUCCGGCUGCCACUGUUCCAGGCCAGUGCCUUUGCGUUUUUGGUUCCAGCCAAAGCCAUCCUGGCCCUGGAGAAAUGGAAAUGUCCCCCAGAAGAGGAGAUCUACGGUAACUGGAGUCAGCCCUUGAACACCUCUCAUAUCUGGCACCCACGGAUGCGAGAGGUCCAAGGUGCAAUCAUGGUGGCCAGUGUGGUGGAGGUGGUGAUUGGGCUGAUGGGGCUGCCUGGGGCCCUGCUCAGCUACAUUGGGCCUCUCACAGUCACCCCUACUGUCUCACUCAUUGGCCUGUCUGUCUUCCAAGCUGCUGGUGAUCGAGCAGGCUCCCAUUGGGGCAUCUCAGCUUGCUCCAUUCUCCUGAUCAUCCUCUUCUCCCAGUACCUGCGCAAUGUCACCUUCCUGCUGCCCAUCUACCGCUGGGGCAAGGGCCUCACUCUCUUCCGAAUCCAGAUCUUCAAGAUGUUUCCCAUCGUGCUGGCCAUCAUGACCAUGUGGCUCCUCUGCUACGUGCUGACCCUGACAGAUGUGCUGCCUAAAGACCCAACAGCCUAUGGCUACCAGGCACGAACUGAUGCCCGUGGAGACAUCAUGAGUAUUUCACCCUGGAUCCGCAUUCCAUACCCCUGUCAGUGGGGCCUGCCUACAGUGACUGUGGCUGCUGUGUUGGGAAUGUUCAGUGCCACACUGGCAGGCAUCAUCGAGUCCAUUGGUGAUUACUAUGCUUGUGCCCGCCUGGCUGGUGCACCACCCCCUCCAGUGCAUGCUAUCAAUAGGGGUAUCUUCACCGAAGGCAUCUGCUGCAUUAUCGCGGGGUUACUAGGCACAGGCAACGGGUCCACCUCGUCCAGUCCCAACAUUGGCGUCCUAGGGAUUACCAAGGUGGGCAGCCGUCGCGUGGUGCAGUACGGUGCCGGUAUCAUGCUGGUCCUGGGUGCCAUCGGCAAGUUCACAGCUCUCUUUGCCUCGCUCCCCGACCCUAUCCUGGGGGGCAUGUUCUGCACCCUUUUCGGUAUGAUCACGGCUGUGGGGCUCUCCAACCUGCAGUUCGUGGACAUGAACUCCUCCCGCAACCUCUUUGUGCUUGGAUUUUCCAUGUUCUUCGGGCUCACACUGCCCAACUACCUGGAUUCCAACCCUGGCGCCAUCGACACAGGCGUUCCUGAAAUCGACCAGAUUCUGACUGUGCUGCUGACCACCGAGAUGUUUGUGGGCGGGAGCCUUGCUUUCAUUCUGGACAACACAGUGCCAGGGAGUCCAGAGGAACGAGGCCUGAUACAGUGGAAAGCUGGGGCCCAUGCCAACAGUGAGACAUCUGCCAGCCUGAAGAGCUAUGACUUUCCCAUUGGGAUGGGUACAGUAAAAAGGAUUGCUUUUCUGAAAUACAUUCCUGUCUGCCCAGUCUUCAAAGGAUUUUCUUCAAGGUCAAAAACUCAGUCUUGUGUUCCAGAAGACAUUCCAGAAAAUACAGAAACUGGGUCUGUGUGCACCAAGGUCUGAACAUUACUUCGAAAAAAGGUAUUUAAAGAAACCUCUUAAAUCACUAAGCUGACUACUCUUCUAAUGAAACAGAAACCUUGAUGGUGAUACACACAAAGAGAGUACAAAAUUUGCAAAGCAUUUCAGAAGGUCAGUAAACAGACAACUGCAAAAAGUAAGUAAGUAAUCCUGGGGAGGGUAGAAUAUAAUUUCCAGAGUUACCUCAUUAUAAUAUUCAAAAUGUCAUUGUCAACAAAAAUUAUUAGAUGUGCAAUGAAACAAGAAAGUAUGUGCCAGGUAUGGUGGUGCCUAAAGCAAAGGCAGGAGGAUCACAGGUUCAAGGCCAAUCUCAGCAAUUCAGUGAGAUCCUCAGCAAUUUAUUCAAGACUGUGUCUCAAAACAACAGUAAGAACAAAGGGGCUAGGAAUGUUACUCAAGGGUAAAGCACCCCUGGGUUACCAAAAUACAAACAAACAAAAAAACCCAAAACCAUUAAAACUAUCAGAAUAUACAUUUAAAACUUUACAAUUUUCAGCAUUAAUCUCAUGCAAAUGACACUUUUUUUUUUACUUUAUUCUUUUUUUAAAAUUUUUUUUAAAGUUGUAGUCGGACACAAUACCUUUAUUUUCAUGUGGUGCUGAGGGUGGAACUCAGCACCUCACAUGUGUUAGGUGAGCACUGCUCCACUGCUGAGCCACAACCCCAGCCAACUUUAUUAUUUUUUCCCCCUACUUUAUUUUUUUAUGGUACUGGAGAUCAAACCUAGGGCCUCCCAGAUGUUAGGGAAAUGCUCUGCCACUGAGCCACAUAACAGCCCUUUUUAUUUUGAGACAGGGUCUUGCUAAAUUGCCUAGACUGGCCUCAAUGUGGUAAUCCUCCAGACUCAGCCUUCUGAAGUAGCUGGGAUUACAGGCAUGUGCCACAAUGCUCAGCUCAUUUUGAAGAAUUUUAAAGCUAUAAAAAAACUGACACAGUAUAAUGAACACUUUUGCUAUAGUUUUCUCUAAUUUUUACUUAACUUGUGGAUAAAUUGCACCCUUAGGGCCUUGCAUCAUGCUCUUUCAUUCUCAAAUAUUUCAGUCCCAUCACCUUACUGUUUUGAUAUGCAUAUUUUCUUCCACACUUUCUUUUGCAGUACUGGGGAUUAAACCCAAGCCCCCAGCAUGCUAGGCAAGUAAGUGCUCCACCACUGAGUCACACCCCUAGCUCCUUCUCAGACUUGCUUUAGAAUCAUUUUGCCAGAAUAAUCUACCAUUUUCAUUACAUUUUGCAAUUUAAUCAGGAUUGAUAUUUUAAUAUUAUGUCUUCUGGUCAGAAAAGAUGGUAUGAAUAUUCUGAUUUUAGUCUCUUAAAACACACAUGGAGAUUUCUUUUUCCAAUUAUGGUGGGCUAGAUUAUUUGCAUCAGUCUUCCUACUGAAAAGUAAAAGUGAUGAAAAAUUUUUUUGUUGUUUUUGGUAAUAGGGACUGAACCAGGGGUUCAGGAGUGCUAAGUGGAACUUUCAAUCAAUGAAAGCACUGAGGGCUUUUGUUUAUUAGACUUCUGUGGGUUGCCUCCUUGGCUGUCUCAUGGGGCAAGAUGCACAAAAUUCAAAUUUGAAAAUCUAACAGCAGGAGAUUCUCCUUAUCUACUCUAAACUGGAACCUCAAAGGGUAGGGCAGUCUCAAGGUAAAGAUGAACCCAAAGAAAUUCAUACUGCCUACCAAGUUGACUUGGCUCUAGCAAAUCAAGAAAAAAAAGUCCAAAAUGUUCUAAACCAUGAAGUGAGUAUAAGGUGGUCUUGAACUGGUAGUGUCCUGAUGCCUGAUAAAACCAAAUAUAAAGGACCAAGCAUGAUGGCACUUGCCUGUAACCUCAGCAACCCUUUAACCCUCUUCAGAAGGCAGGAGGGUUAAAGUUUAAAGCCAGCCUCAGCAAUUUAGCAAGGCCCUAAACAACUUAGCAAGAUACUGUCUCAAAAUAAAAUAUGAAAAGGGCUGGAGACUGGGUUCAGCAAUAGGAUGCUUCUAAGUUAAAUACAAGAGAGAGAGAGAGGAGAGAGGGGAGAGAGA